AUGGGCUCUUGCAUAUCCAGCCAGAGGCAGUUGGACCUAUACGGGGACCGCACGUCUGAUGGAACUUCUGGCGAGGCCGGCCCAAUCUCGAGAUUGCCCGAUGACGUGCUCUACAUGAUCUUCACACACGCCGCCCAGGCAGAGCCCGUCCGCGGGAUACACGAUCUAUCACAGCAUAUUGCUUUAAUCGACAACCCCUCGUACUCCGAAUGUAUUGGGUGGAUGCGUCUCUCGGCCGUCUGUCGACGCUGGCGCGCCGUACUCGUUUCUUCGGCCCAGCUGUGGGCUGAUGUUGUGUUCCAACUUCCACCGGAGAUCGCAUCUCUCGCCCUUACUCGGUCGGCAAAGGCCCCCCUUGACAUGCACAUACCAUUUGGAGAGAACUUUCAGACCACCUUGCGAAACAACUUGGUGAGCUCGAAGAACUGGGGCCUGCCUCAUACCCACCGCACGCGGUUAUUGAGCUUGGCGAUAGCUCAGGCGUCUCGCAUGCGCAAGCUGAACGCCCCGGACCUCACCGCCGAGAACUAUCGCAGGCUCUUCUCACGCGGCAGGUUCGACGGCUUGCGCGUACUUGUGCUCAGGUGUAGCUACUACGAUGGCGAUUCAGAUGCGCCCAUCCCUACUCGCGAAGACGUUGGGCGGCUGUCCAUCUCCGCACCGAACGUCUAUCGGGCAUACUUGUCGGCUGCUCUCCCAAUAGCUCAGGGCGACGGUCCUGGUUUGGCCUUUUUGUUGCCAGGUCUUCGCGACCUGACAGUGUCCACGACGUUGAGCAGACCGAAAAGUGUCAAUCAACUACGUUGGAUUCCUCCCCUCAUUCGAGGAGCACCGGGCUUGCAGCGCCUGAAGAUGCACCUCCCCGUCGACUUCUUCGUCGAUUGGAAGGAGCUGUGCGGCGAUGAGAACUUCAAUCUCCCGGCGCUGCAUGCUGUGGAGUUGAAUGGUUCGCUGAACGCUCACCUUGAUGAUCUCGUUCAUAAACUCAGCACGUCCAGUCCACCGUCUGUCUUCUCGAGCUCGAGCGGUGACAUGGAUAGUGCGAACAUACUUGAGUUUGUGAGAGUGUAUGGCGAGAUUGUAGCUCGAUCGCUACGAACGCAUCCGUUGGACACGAUGUACAUCUCGCGAGGCACUCGCAAGGACUUCCACGCUGCGUUCUCGUUGACAGCUUUCUCGAGCAAAGAAGUCCGUGCCCCUUAUCAUAACCUUGAGGAGCUCACGAAGGGCAUCUACUCGCGCGCUCAUCACGCCGCACGGAUUUCUGCGUUCUUCUCCUUGCUUAACAUGGGAGACGAGGACAGAGCGGGAGACGCCCUCGGCGUACUCGCUCCCCUUCUCGCGAAGAACUCGGUCAGGCAUCUCAUCCUUGAUGAGCUUUCCACCGCACAGUGGGAGACAGCUGUCCCCGGACUUCUGCGAACUUGUUUGUCCAAAGUGACAACCUUGCAUUGUGUCGACUCAUGUGAUCCUGUCGGCAAACAGCUCGACAUGUAUCCCUGUACCGCAGCUCUGCGUCGGCUCAAAGCCACCGAUGUGCCCGAGGUUGAACGGGAUGGGUCACCAAAAGGCGAGACACCACCGACCCCGCGUCCUGAAUACCCUCUCCCCGCGUUGAAGACUGUUGUAGUCUCAAUGAUGUCCAAACCGGCAGAGAAAUACUGGACAAUAAAGGCCUACGCAGACGUUCGCGAGUGGUGGGACGAGUUGGUUAAGGGGUUAACUUAUCGGCGUGAUAUCGGGUUACGCGUACGAACGUUGCGCAUCGUCGGUGCCCUAGUACAGGAGAAGUGGAAUAGUAGGAUGGCGAAGGUGGAUGCCAAGAUGCUUGGGCGCAUGACUGAGUACAAGCUCGUCGAUGAAGUCAUCGACGAGCGCACCUUCAAUCCUCCAAACAGCGAGUCGUGA
Molecule: messenger RNA, 1908 nt
Organism: Peniophora sp. CBMAI 1063
Lineage: Eukaryota; Fungi; Basidiomycota; Agaricomycetes; Russulales; Peniophoraceae
Source: the annotation of a GenBank genome assembly